Messenger RNA from Leishmania braziliensis MHOM/BR/75/M2904, 954 nucleotides. RefSeq lists its product as hypothetical. Bases 1 to 954 code for a protein of 317 amino acids. The transcript has a single exon. Lineage: Eukaryota; Euglenozoa; Kinetoplastea; Trypanosomatida; Trypanosomatidae. The record is from RefSeq and is a predicted model, not a curated record.
AUGCGUCAACGCAAAGGCGCGCCAGCCUCUGCGGUCUCAUCCACCGCCACAAAGGAUGCUGCAUACCCUGACAGCUCAGACAGCACACAGCCAGCGCACCACGCAAGCUUAACGAACGCCGAGGACCUCAACCACAGAGCCACCGCCACUACCCCCACGACCCCCAAUGUCGGCUUGCUCCAACUGCGCGCGAAUCGGCUGGAGGAGAUGGAAUGCUCCUUCCUCUGCGCGCCGAGGUUCGUGUUGCUUCAGGUAAUGGACCGAGUGCCGUACGAGCUCAGCCGCUACUUUGUGCCCUCCCUCUUACCCCAGCACGAGGCAAUGCUGACUUGCAUUCGUGAGCAGUACGGACGCCCGUACUCCGCAGAGGAAGGGCUCGAUGCCGAGCUGCUGGGCCGCUUGUGGAACGGGCAUAACCGAGUAAUGUUUGCGCCGGAAAACUUGGCCUUCUCGGUGACGGCUCACUCAGUGAGUGAUCGGUGGAAGGAGAUGGGGUUUCAAGGCACUGACCCGUCUACAGACUUCCGUGGAGCCGGCGUUCUGGGUCUCUUACAGCUCGUGUACCUCGUGGAAAACUAUCCUCAGCUGUGGAGCACAAUCGUGGCCCCCGACUUCCUGGCUGCUGCCGCAGGGCUGAACGUGACGAUGUACCUCUCGACACUGCUUGGCAUCAACCCAUCGCUGAAUCAGUUUAGCGCUUCGAUCCUCUCCAAAUAUUCCUCGAGCACGGCACGUCUGCGGCUGUGCUGCUUCAUUUUUGAUCCGAGCGCCGACGUUGCCAUUCAGCGACUGGGUGAGGUCUACUGCUUUGCCAUGCGUCUUCUGCACUACCGAUGGAUGCGCUCGACGCGCAACAUCAUGGAGUUCAACCAGCACCUCAGGAAUAUGUACACGGAGCUGGACCGGCUGUUGUUUGUGAGUAAGACGCUGGACGAACUGUGCUCUCUUCUGUGA